AUGGGUGUCUGCGCCUCCUGCCUUGGCGGGGCUCGCAAUGACUCUCCGGAGCCAGAGUCUUCGCGCCUGCUCGACGACGACCCUUACCAGGCGGGGUAUGGCUAUGGUGCCCUGAAUUAUACCCAACAGGCGAACCAGCCGGAUCCGGAAUACGUGAGACGCGAGAGGGAAGCGCUGGAUGCUAUCUGUCAACGAACGUCAGACUCCGUUAUCGACAUCUGGUCCCUCCAACCACAAUCUCAUCUCCAACCCCAAGCAACCCUCCACGCGCCUGCCUCCGCAUCGCCCUCGCCUAACCCGAAUGAGUCGCACCUCACCGUCACUUCCGACCACGCUUCGCAAUCAAGCCGUCCCGCAUCUCGCGGUACUGUGCCGAAACAUUGGGGCGAAGUCGUCGUGAACCCCAAGCGGUCCCGCUCGGAUAUCAAGACCGACGCCAAUGUCAAGGCGGACCGUGAUGUUUUCGGUGUGCUGAAGGUUAACUAA
Penicillium argentinense is the source of this 486-nucleotide messenger RNA. Its product is annotated as LAMTOR1/MEH1 family protein. Gene Ontology annotation, biological process: regulation of receptor recycling; cholesterol homeostasis; positive regulation of MAPK cascade. The transcript has 3 exons. Bases 1 to 486 code for a protein of 161 amino acids. The record is from RefSeq and is a predicted model, not a curated record. Lineage: Eukaryota; Fungi; Ascomycota; Eurotiomycetes; Eurotiales; Aspergillaceae. Gene Ontology annotation, cellular component: late endosome membrane; Ragulator complex; membrane raft.